Messenger RNA from Notechis scutatus (mainland tiger snake), 1295 nucleotides. It is a transcript of the gene DDIT4L, whose product is annotated as DNA damage inducible transcript 4 like. Gene Ontology annotation, cellular component: cytoplasm. Lineage: Eukaryota; Metazoa; Chordata; Lepidosauria; Squamata; Elapidae. The record is from RefSeq and is a predicted model, not a curated record. Gene Ontology annotation, biological process: negative regulation of signal transduction.
GCUGGCAUUUAAAAAGGACAGGAGGCUCAUUGGUGGCUAGGACUUCGUAUCUAUAAUUCCUCUCUUUAUGCUUUCUAGCGACACGGGAGUCCCUGUCCUAACAAAGUUUCCCUCCUUUACUUUUUCGCAGUAGUCAGAAUUGUAAGGUGCACCACGGACUUGUUGAUGGUGAAUGCACUUCUUCAGAAUGGUUGCAACCAACAACUUAAACAAUAAAAAUUCUGAACUGAUACAGCAGCGAUUUCAGCAGCUAUCCUUCUCUGACUUUGACUAUUGGGAUUUUGUAGCGCCUGAACCCAACUUUAACGAGAUGGUGUUUGAGGAACGAACGUGUCAGAAUCUAAUUAGAAUGCUGGAGAACUGCCUCUCUAAAUCAAAACAGACUAGACUGCAUUGCUCAAGGGUCUUAGUCCCUGAGAAAUUAACUCGGAGGAUAGCUCAAGAUGUCUUGCGUCUCUCUUCUACGGAGCCUUGUGGUUUGCGGGGCUGCAUUAUUCAUGUCAACUUGGAAACUGGAAAUGUAUGUAAAAGGCUGGAUAAGAUUGUUUGUGAACCCAGCGUCAUUCCUACUUUUGAGUUGACACUGGUGUUCAAGCAAGACAAUUGCUCGUGGCCCAGCUUCAGGAGUUUAUUCCCCAGAAUUUGUUUUACUUCUAGCUAUAAGCAGACUCUGAUCUUGAGCCCUGGGUUUCGUCUAAUUAAGAAAAAAUUAUACUCCUUGAUUGGGACAGUAGUUGAAGAAUGCUGAAAAAGGGCACUAAAAAGUGUACUGGAAAAGAGAGCUGAGCUUGCAGCCCUUAGAAAUAGAAGGGAUAUUUGCACAAUAAGCCAUUGAUGGUUUCAAAACUAUCUGGUGCUAUGUUAGAAUAAGGAGUGCAGCUCCUUGAUACUUGAAACAUUCCUUGGUUAGCAAAGAUAUGGCAUGCCCAGUAGCCAUGAUUGCUAUUUAUUGCUAGCAGUUGAACUAGAUGGUUUGGCAUUCUUUGAUAUUUAUUUUUAAUAUGAGUUUCCUGGAUUCACAUUGUUUUGAAUCCAAUUUGGGGAAAAUUUCUCAUAAGCUUUCAAGAAACAAACUAGUCUCUAGAACUAAAUAGAUCAAAGAGGUAGGAAUGAUGCUUGCAAAAUGCUGCUCAUAGCUGCAUUGGCACUAUCAAAUAAAAGAGACAGGUCAUAGGAUAAUUAUGAGAGAUUUUGGAGCUGUUGUUGCUUUUUCUUCAAGGUUGUCUUCUUAACUAACAAGAUUUGUCAUAAUUCCAUUCAGAAGCCUUACCCUGGUUUCCUGCAACCUGGUAUCU